UUCAAUUUGAUUUAUAUCAGAAAAGGACCGAAAAAAUAUUAAUUGUAACUUAUUCAAGAUCCUAAUACAUGCACAUAGUCCUGGAAAUACCAUCUGUUAGGAAACAGCGAGAACUUAUUCAAGGUCCUACAGUAAAACGUCCCACAUCUGCGCCGGUCGGGACCGGAAGUGACCCAACAUCUGCGUUUUUCUCCUCCGUCGCCGGUUCCCCCACUUUUCGGACGGUGCUCGCGCAGCAUUGCACGCCAUCUGUACUCGUGCGGCUUCGUGAGCCCUUCGGAAAUCGGAUUGCUCGUCAGAUUUAACAUAAUAACCUGCAAUUAUCAAAUUUUCGAGUGCCACGUUCUUGUUGAUAUUACAUAUCAUUUCACCGAGACGAUAUUUCGAGAGGAGUUUGCCGAGACGAUGGAAGAUCGGACAGGAAAGAAGAAGGUAUGUUGUAUAUGUCGCCCGCAUAAUUGUUAGGAGAAAAAGCUAAAUGUCUCUCGUCGCGAUAACAGAAGGCGCAAAAGGUCCACAAGUGGCUGAACAUGGACCAAAAGCUCGACAUCGUCAAACGCAUGGGUGAUGGGGAGUUGUGUUCGAGCCUCGCUGCGGAGUUUGGUGUCAGCAUACGCACCAUGCAAGUGCUGAAAAAGACGAAGGAGAACAUCGUGAAGAAGAAGUGUUCCCUUUUAGACCAACAAGGGUCACUGAAAAGGAAGCGCUACACCGGUGUCGUCAGGUCUGACUUCGAGAAGAUCAUUUAUACAUGGUUCAUUCAGCAGCGAGACACUGGGUUUCCGAUCUCCGGGUUCCUUCUAAUGAACAAGGCGAGCACAUUGGCCGAAACACUGGGACGCCCCAAUUUUAAAGCCAGUACUGGGUGGCUGAGGAAGUUCCAGCAGCGGCAUGGAAUCCGGAUGAUACGCGUAGACGGAGAGAAACUAUCGAGUGAUGCUGUGGCUAGCGAUGAGUUUACGAAGAUAUUUAGCAGCUUCAUCGAAAUCGAAGGAGUGUCCGUCGACAACGUCUAUAAUGCUGACGAGACAGGUUUAUUUUGGAAAUGUCUUCCAAGGAAAACGUUGGCUCCACGCAACGAACAUUCGGCUCCGGGACACAAACUUGCGAAGGAACGAGUCACCGUAAUGACAUGCGCCAAUGCAACGGGAACGCAUAAAGUUCCGCUGCUGGUGAUAGGAAAGGCGAAGCAUCCGCGGGCCUUCAAAAAUGUUAACAUACUCCCGGUGCAGUAUGUUAACCAAACAAACGCAUGGAUGGACCGCUCAAUAUUUAAGGAGUGGUUUACUACGACGUUCAUCCCUGCUGUGGAGAAGAAGAACGGGAAGGUCGAGAAACUGAUCUUGCUUCUCGACAACGCGAGGUCGCAUCCAUCGGCUGAAGAACUGACGGA
This is a messenger RNA of Vollenhovia emeryi, 1393 nucleotides long. RefSeq names its product jerky protein homolog-like. Gene Ontology annotation, molecular function: DNA binding. The transcript has a single exon. The record is from RefSeq and is a predicted model, not a curated record. Gene Ontology annotation, cellular component: nucleus. Lineage: Eukaryota; Metazoa; Arthropoda; Insecta; Hymenoptera; Formicidae. The annotation marks the transcript as partial.